Daktulosphaira vitifoliae (grape phylloxera) is the source of this 2168-nucleotide messenger RNA. RefSeq lists its product as uncharacterized. NCBI's taxonomy places the organism in Eukaryota, Metazoa, Arthropoda, Insecta, Hemiptera, Phylloxeridae. The record is from RefSeq and is a predicted model, not a curated record. The coding region runs from base 116 to 517 and encodes 133 amino acids. The transcript has 14 exons.
GUUUUAUAAUAUAUGUCAUUUUAUAAAACUUAUCUUAAAGAAACUACUCUCACAAAAAUAUUUUAAUAAUUAAAAAUUUUGAAAAAUUUUUAUACAUUAUUUUUGAACUAAGAGGAUGAGUUCAAAUUUGAUCAAUUUUAUGAUUUUGUACUUUAUUUUAUCAAAUGGUUCUUCUAUUAUCAUGUUGGAGAAAAAUAAGGAAGAAUUUAAUAAAAUUGAUAAAGCUUUGGACAAAAAUAAGGAAGAAUUGAAUAAAAUUGAUGAAGUAUUGGAUUCUUCAAUUAUCACUUUGGACAAAAAUAAGGAAGCUUCGGACAAAAGCAAUGAAGAAGAAUCGGAUAGUUAUGUUUGUCCAAUUUGUUUGCAUGAACUUGGCAAAGAUUUUACUGAACAUAAAUGUGGUAACAAAUAUCAUAUAGAAUGUCUUCACCGUUGGGAAGUAGAAAGCAAAAACCAUAAUUGUCCUGUUUGCCGAGAAAUAUUAUAUCCUAAUGAAAUAAGUGAGUAUAAGUAUUAAUUUUUUCAAAUAAUAAAUGAAAUUUAUUACAAUUUAGCUACAUAGAUUUUUAUGCACAUCUUUACUUAUCUGAAUGUUCUGAUAUUACACCACUCUGAUAACUAUUCCAUUUUGUUUACCUAAUGAAUUAUUUAACGUUUUAAUAAUAAUUUAUAUGUACUUAUUAGGAUGUGUUUUAUGUCCCUAUCGAGUUCUAUCAGGGUAUAGGUAUCAUUUUCAUACUAAAUGUUGCAAAGGAAGAAUAUGUGAAGAUGAUUACAGUUUUCUAAGAAGAAAUUGCUAUAAAAAAACAUGUAACAAUUGCGACGCACGUGGAUAUAUUCCAGUAUAUAAAAAACCUAUAAUAGUUCCGUGUGUAAACUGCAAUGAAAAUAAACCAAACCACAAUGUUUCUUCAAAAUGCCUACAUUAUUAUUGUAAGGAAUGUACAGAAGAAAAAGUCACAACUAAUAGUCUGUGUAAACUUUGUUCAAAACCUUUAAAAGUUAACAUUUUCAAAAAGUGGUAUCAUAAAUUAGCUUCAUUUCAUUAAUGUAACUGACAUACAGAUAUUAGAACUGCUAACAUCUUUAUUAUUUUUAUUUUUACUUUAAAUUUUAGCUAUAAAUAACCUUGGCUUUUAAUUAAUACUAUUUUAUAUUAAUUAUUAACAAUCUGUUUUUAUUUAUAUUAUUUAAAAUUAAUUUGAAUAUAUACAAUUACUAGACAUAUUUUUAUUUAAUUCUGUAACCAAGAAUGUAACACAUAGUUAUAAAAAUAAGCUACUCUUAAUAUAUGAUAUUUUAUGAUGCAGAAAACAGGACUGUUAAAUUUUGAUUUACAUAUCUAUCAAUCACAAUUUUUAUAAAAUUAAGAAUACUAAGAACAAUAAAUGUAGUACAACACACGUUUUAAAAAAAUAGUCACUUAAUAUUUUUUUGUAAAGUGAACUCAUUCUCGGAGAAAUAACAAAAUAUGUACGAUUUUGAGUAUUAUAGAAUAAACACAACUUUAGUUUUGUAUAGUUAUAUUUUUAAUAGGGUUUCUUAAUUAUAAACAACAAUAAAAUUUUUGUUAUUAUUAUGAACAUCAUUUUAAGUUUAAGUUAAAAUUGAUAAAUGUCACUUAUCACAUAUACUGACUCAUAAACAUAUGAUAACAUAUUUAUAUUACUUAAUGAAUUAAAAUCACCACCUAUAUUGGAAUUUAAAUUCCCAUUUUAACUUUUAUCCUUUAUGGGAGUACCAACAUAAUUAUUUAAAUGUCAGCAUACAUAUUCAAAUAGUUCAAAAAAGUAGAAAAUGAUCCAACUAAGAAAAUUACUAGUUGAUAACAAUUUUUGAACCAGUAAAUAAAAUGUUAUCAACACUUUAAAAUAGAGAUGGGAUUUUUGACUCACUGGUAUGAAUCAGUUCAUUUGAAUCAGUUCACUCAAAUGAGUUGACUCAGUGAGUCAACUCCCAAAUCGUCGAAUCUUUAAAGGCGCGAUUCUGACUCGUGAGUUGUAGAAGUUUGUGGAACGCGAAUUACAACUCGCAACUCACAAGGCAUACUCAUAGAGUGCCUUCUAAAUGCGCCUUAAUAGUUAUCUUAGCUUGAUUAAUAUCAAAUAUGAAAUAUCAAUGAAUUAUUGUUUUACACAAAUGUGAAUAAUAAUUUAUUUUACUCAUUG